This is a messenger RNA of Ornithorhynchus anatinus (platypus), 2690 nucleotides long. RefSeq names its product apical endosomal glycoprotein-like. The record is from RefSeq and is a predicted model, not a curated record. The coding region runs from base 351 to 1565 and encodes 404 amino acids. Gene Ontology annotation, cellular component: plasma membrane. The transcript is spliced from 19 exons. NCBI's taxonomy places the organism in Eukaryota, Metazoa, Chordata, Mammalia, Monotremata, Ornithorhynchidae. Gene Ontology annotation, molecular function: protein binding.
UAUCUGUUGCCAAAUUGUACGGUGCUCGGCACACGGUGGGGCCCUCGGCUAGUCCGAGGCUAUCAACCGUUGGGGGAGCCCGGCUCCAUCCAUGCACAACUUCGUGUGCGACUGCAGAGACUGCUCCAAAUAGAACCACUCUGGCUACCACAAAGAAUCCCCGGAUCUGGGAGCCCCCUUCACCUGCAACCUGGAGCAGAACUCCUGUGGCUGGUGGGACAUCAGCAUCUCAGCCUACCACUGGCUGUGGAACCGGGCCGGGGCAGCCGUCGUCGGGGGGCCGGCGCCCCGCUCUGACCACACCUGGGGUACCGACCUGGAUAAGGACGAACAUUUCCGGGCAGGGGGCUAUGGGCGGGAGGCCGGCGCCCCAUUCUGACCUCACCUGGAGCAUCCACCUGGGCUGGUACAUGGUGAUAGGGGCUCACCGUGAGAAGGAUGCGACGACGGUGGUCCAGCAGACAUCGACAGUCCAUGAGGCGGCCCCCGCCUGCGAGAUGCACCUCUGGUACCGAGGCUGGGGAGAAGGUGAAGAAACCCCGGACCCUGGGGAGCUGCUGGUGGAGGUGACCCAUGGGCAGGAGACCCUGAUGCUGUGGCAGAGCACCAGCCCUGUCGGGGACUUCUGGAAAGAACUGGUGGUGCCUAUGGGCCGGGUGCCGGGCAGUUUUUGGGCCCAGUGCCCGCAAGGCCACUUCUGCUGUGCCCGGAGAGCCUGCGUGGAGCCUGACCUGGUGUGUGACGGGGAAGAUGAUUGCGGAGACAGGUUGGAUGGGGAUAAGGAGGAGGAAGCAUCUCACUCUGCCACUGGCAUGGUGACAGACUUGGAGGACUUCGAGUCUGGGCUGGAGCCGUGGGAGAUUGCCCAGGGCUGGGUCUUGAGCAACGGUUCUACGGCAUCGGGCCUAUCAGCCCAGCACCGGAGGGACCACGGCAAGAACAGCGUCACGGCUGACCUUCUAUUAAUAUCUGCACGGUUCAGAGGAGGGCAGCCUCCUCCUCUUCCAGCAGCCCUUGACCCCGAUCCCCAUGUCCGCCCCCAAGGCCCUGGCCUGCUUCCCGUUCUGGAGCCGGGCAGGAGACCUGGGGGUGGCCUGGGUCAGCGAUGUGGUUCAGAUUUGAUCCAAUCUGCCCUUCCAGCGGAAGACCCCUGCAGUCCUGGCCAGUUCGCCUGUGACGACCGGUGCCUCCGGAAUGAACAGCGUUGCGACUUCAUCGCUCAGUGUACUGACAGCACUGACGAAGAGGGCUGUGGUCACUUCCUGAGUCUGCAGAAGGCACUGGGGAAGCUGUUGGGCCUGGCCUGGGCACAUACCCUUCCGCUGGGUCCCUCUGGCCCGGACUGCACCCUCCGCCUGGCCUACUUCCUCCAGAGCGGCCCCGGAGCCGGGCAGAGCUGUCGUGUAACUUCGAGAAGGGCCCCGUGUGGCUGGUACCCACAGCGGAGGAGUGAUGUGGUCUACAACCAUACCAUGGGCAAAGGCUACUUCAUGUACCUGGAUCCCACGGCCCCGUCAGCUCGGGGGCCCAGAGUCCACCUUCUCACUGCCUUCCAGGGACCCUGAGCCUACUGCUGAGACGGCCCGGCCAGCCAGACACCCGGCUGUAGGCCAGGGUGGGCACUCACGGCAACCGCUGACACGAGGGCUGGGCCACUUUCCACCACCCUGAUCUGACCAGCCAAUUCCAGCUGGUGUUUGAGGCAGAGAGGAACGCUUUCCACGGCAACAUGGCCCUGGACGACAUCACCAUGUGGCCUAGCCCCUGCUGGGCUCCCAGGCGCUGCUCCUUCGAGGACUCGGACUGCAGCGACCCCAGGAGGCUCAGUACGGUGUCAUGAACGCUCGAGCUCCCGGGGCCAGUCGGAGAGGCUACCCCUGCUCACCAGCCCACUGUACCGGCCAUCGGCUACAGGCUGCCAGGGCACUACAUGGUGGUGGACACAAGCCUGAAUGCGCUGCCCCGGGAGCGAGGGGCCACCAUGAUGUCCAAUGAAAAUGCCCCCCUGCCCCAGCCCAGCUACCUCAUCUUCUGGUACCGGAUGAGCCCCCUCAAGCCCGGUGGUGUUUGAAGCUGUGGGGACAGGCCAGGAACACUCGUACAUUGCUGUGGAUGACCUUUAUCUGCAGGACGGUCCCUGCCCCCAGCCAGAGGAGAUCCCACGGGCAUCAUCGGUGGCUAUGGGGGUGGCCGGCACCAUCCUGGCCACGGUGCUCCUGGGGCUGGUCGUGGUCGGGGGCCGGCACUGGAUCAAGCAGAAGAAGGGGGCCCCGAUUGCGAGGAAGAGCGUGGAGAUAGUUGUGGCCCCAGGCUUCGAAAUCGUCGUCUUCAGUGAGGACUGUGUCACCCUGCCAUCAGUAAUGGGAGACCAGUAGGCACCGGCGCCACCCCCAUUCAUCCAAUCUGCUCCCGGCUAGCUCUGGCAUGCUCCAGAUUCCAAGGAAAACCAGUGAUGGCCCUGUAGGCGUUGCAACCUUUUAAACUUCCAGGAGUGUUAGGAAACUCCCCGAUGCCUCCUCUGAGAGGAAUGCCCUCUUCCUCCACACCACCCUUAGCAUCCGCGUCCUCAGGACAUACAGCCCGACUUUGAUGCCCAAUGGCUGAGAACUGUUCUUUGGGGGAACGCUCCUCCUUUGAUUUGAAUGAAUAAUUUAUAAUUGGUGCCCUGGAAGUAAAUAUGAUUGAUUGAA